Camellia sinensis is the source of this 555-nucleotide messenger RNA. NCBI's taxonomy places the organism in Eukaryota, Viridiplantae, Streptophyta, Magnoliopsida, Ericales, Theaceae. The record is from RefSeq and is a predicted model, not a curated record.
AUGGUUGACAAUGGAUGCCUGAGUUCUUCGUUAUCGGUACAAAAAGAUAUUAGAUGCUUGAGCUCAAAAUAUUCGGAAAAGAAUCCAAUGGGAGGCACAAGAUGUUCACUGGAAAGCUCCUUCACAUCAUCUGAGAGCUCGGGGCAAAAGGAAGAGAAGAAAUCCAAGCAUGAGAGUGGAGGAGAUGCCAAUUCGGUUGUACUGUCACUAAGGGAUAUGGAUCCAAGGCCGAAGGAAAAGGGUGUACCAAGCAAUCAAAUAAGCGGAAGGAAGAAAAGUGAGAGCACCAUUUCUGAUGGUGAUUGGGCAGAACAACCAUCUGGUAAACACACACACAAAACUGGUGACCAAUUGACAAGGUUUGGAUUAAUGGAGACCUUUGAUCUGACCGACUUUGAUUCAGGUCCAAAAGCAAUAGACUUGAACUGCGAAGGCUUUGAAUAUUGUCAGAAAAUACGUACUUGCAUGACUUCUGAUAUAAAGUCUCAAGGAGGGAAGCUGUCAGCAGCAAAGCACCCAAGCACUGUUCAACGGAUGGAUACUAGGUGCUUCUAG